AUGCGGUCGUCCAAGGUCGGUGUCGAGCGCGGCCCGUCGCCGGAUGCUGUGCCGCGAUUUGCAGUGGCGUACCACAUGGGCGCUUUAGCACUCAGCGUCCUCGUCUCGUGCUUGAUUGUUGCCAUGCCGUUUGAAGCGUACAUUUCCGAAACACUGCCGUGGGCAACCGCACUACCCGUGCCCCACGACUUCAGUAACCUCACGCGCUUCAACCAAACGGCCCUCGCGAUGCACCAAGCGCUCUACACCCGCUCGACGCUGCCGCUCGGCGCACCGUACUAUUUCGACGCCUCUCGCAACGCCCACGUGUGCCGCCACGUCAUUUCAACGACCAGCCCGCUGCUCUUCUCGGAGCUCCCGGGGGUUCUCUUUUACGGCCGCGCGAUGCUUGAGCUCCUGCAAGCCUUUGCUAACGACACGGGUGCCUCCUCUUCUUGGCAUGGACGCGGCACGUGUGUUGUCGUGAGCUUCAUUGCGGUACCGCUCUCACACCAAUGCAUUUGGCUCUCGAGCGGCAACGACCUAACCAACACGACGCAUGACGACUUUACGCUGACGUAUGCACUGACGCAGUAUCCGUACCCGGUGCUCGUUUGGUUCAAAUUUACGUGGCGUCUUGGCACCACAGCGUUCCUUCUGCUGCUGCUGUGGCGCCGGUACUAUAGCUUGUGCAAAGAUAUGGCCACCGCGCUGACGCUGCGUGGUCACCGGGACGACUUGGCGCGAGAUGCGUUGUGGCACUACGUGGUCGUCCUCGGCGAUCCGACGGCACCGCUGGCCCUUGAUGCCUAUGUCGUCACGGCCUUCUUCGUUGAUUUCUCGCUCAGUCCACACAUGGUCGCCGUUGCAGUGUUGCGUCUGCUUCAAGUCGACGAUCUCUGGGCGACGCUCAAAGCGGCCUUGUAUCUGCGUCGCAUGGUGUGGUUUGCGUGCUUUGCGCUCACAACGACCAACGCAUUCCUCAAGCGGUACCACCUCGAGCGCUUCUUCCUCCAAGUCGACCCAACGCUCCAAACCGUCGUCCCGAGCUUCUUGACAGCGUACCAGUACCUUCUUUGGUGUCUCUUCCCGACCACUUAUGCAUAUCGGAUCGAAGUCGCGAUCGUUGGCUCUGCUUACAUUGUGAUCAUUGCCAUGGCGCCGCUGCUCUAUGGCGCCGUGGGGCUCUGGCGCCGGCAGCGCCCGUCGACCAUGCGCUACAGCAGCGCCCGCUACAACGCACUGACCAGCCGCCUCCUCCUCUCGUGCAUUCGACCGCUGCAAAUGCAAGACGAGCGGGGCCUUGGCGGCAGCAUUCAUGCGCUUUGUGAAGCAAACGCGCGCUACAAGGCACUACCUGUCAUCAACACGGGCAGCUCGGACUGUUUUGUACUCUGCUACUGCAACCACCGACUCGAGGCCACGCUCCGACUCACUCUCGUCGAGUACCUCGAUCUGCAAAGCGACGAGCCCCAUCUUUGCGUCGUCUCUGGCGUCUCGACGUCGCGCUUCAACGAGCUCGAGCAGCCGAGUCGACAAGCAUCCAACGAGAAACUCUCACGGCCGCGGCUGCUGCGCGCGCGUUCUCCAUCACCGUGGUGCCUGUGA
Messenger RNA from Saprolegnia parasitica CBS 223.65, 1587 nucleotides. RefSeq lists its product as hypothetical. The transcript is spliced from 4 exons. The coding region runs from base 1 to 1587 and encodes 528 amino acids. The record is from RefSeq and is a predicted model, not a curated record. Lineage: Eukaryota; Oomycota; Saprolegniomycetes; Saprolegniales; Saprolegniaceae.